CUUGCACUUCUUUGAUUUCAUACGUUUACCACAAAAAUGAAUCAUCCGCCGCCAGUUUCCUGUAUUCCAAACACUGCCAAAAUGUCGAAGGCUAAAAAAGUUAUUGAAGAAGCCAAAGAAAUUAAUAAUCCAGAGAUAGAUCUGGUUGAUAAAGGAAUUUCUAGCUUAGAUGAAAUACCAGGCUUAUUUAGCUUGGAAAAUAUUACAAGAUUAACUUUAAGUCAUAAUAAGCUCCAAGUUGUGCCAGCUGGUCUUGCUAAUUUGAUGAACUUGGAGAUAUUAAAUCUUACCAACAAUCACAUUGAAGAACUACCUGUGAGUUUGUCUUCUCUACCAAAACUAAGAAUUCUCAAUGUAUCCCUUAAUAGGUUGUAUGCAUUGCCUCGAGGGUUUGGAGCUUUUCCUGUACUGGAAAUUUUGGAUUGUACUUAUAAUAAUCUGAAAGAGACUACAUUGCCUGGAAAUUUCUUUAUGAUGGAAAGCCUAAGAGCUCUUUAUUUGGGAGAUAAUGACUUUGAAUAUCUUCCGGCUGAGAUUGGAAACUUGAAAAAUCUUCAGAUUCUAUCCAUGAGGGAGAAUGAUCUGAUUGAAGUACCACGAGAGUUAGGCCAGUUGACAAGAUUGAGGGAGUUACAUUUACAAGGAAAUAGACUUGUUGUGUUGCCACCAGAAAUAGGGUUCUUGGAGCUCGCAAGUAACAAGUCAGUGCUACGGCUUGAGGGGAACUUUUGGGUUCCUCCCAUUGAAGAUCAGUUGAAAUUGGGACCCUCUCAUGUGCUGGACUAUCUUCGUUCCGAGACGUAUAGAGUUCUGUAUAGCCGACACGUGUCUGCAAAGCCACCUCCGCCGCCUCAGACGCUUGACAAAAGCAAGAAAGCAAGCCGAAUGCGAUGAUUAGCAAAUAAUAAUAUAUGACUUAUAAACAAAAUUAAUGAUCUAAUACAAAUAACAUCCACCGUUUUAGACCAAAAUGUUUUUUUCUAAAACCUAAUUCCUGAAUUGUUUUCAUUUAAUUAGCAUUUAAGUAUGUAAUAGACAAAAUCUUGACAAACUGUCGAGAACUGACAACAGAGUUUGACUUUUAAAAAUUGACCGAUGCCAAAAUGGCUUUGAUGUAUUGUGUUGUGUUCUAACUGUAUGCUUUAUACUAAUUUAUAUUUAGGGUAGAUAAAAAUAUAUUUUUGUUAAUAAAUUAACGAUUUAUGUAUCAAACAAGUCUAGCUUUUUGGCUUAAAAAUAAUUUUGAACAAAAUAUCUAUUAUUAAUAAUAUUUGUUAUUAUGAAAUUAAUCCAAUUUUAUAUGAACUAGAUUGUAAUUUAAGUAAGAUACGAAACAGAAUAUGUAUGUAUUUUAAUUAAUGUGCCAUAAAAUUUGUGUCGUAGUGCGUUAUCUGUGGAAGAUUGGUUUAUAUCUAUGUGGACUAAUUGUUUUCUUAUAUAAUAUAAUUGAUUAAAAAUAAAACAAAAUUUAA
This is a messenger RNA of Pieris rapae (cabbage white), 1472 nucleotides long. It is a transcript of the gene ics, whose product is annotated as ras suppressor protein 1. The coding region runs from base 37 to 894 and encodes 285 amino acids. NCBI's taxonomy places the organism in Eukaryota, Metazoa, Arthropoda, Insecta, Lepidoptera, Pieridae. Gene Ontology annotation, molecular function: protein binding. The transcript has 6 exons. The record is from RefSeq and is a predicted model, not a curated record.